AUGUUCAACAGUUUAUUUUGCAUUUCAAGACUAGGAACAAUCUUUGGAAUAAUCCAUUGUAAUUUUUUAAUAUUUAUCUUAGCUGAGAUCUGUAGAGAGUUAGCUGAUGCUUUCUACCAUAAACUAUUUUAUUAUAACAUUCAGCAAAACCAAAUAUAUGCAAAAUUAUGUAAAAAAUUGGUUAGCGAAGUAUCAGUGUACACCGAUUUCAGUGGUUAUGAACACAUGGUGGAAAAAGAAUUGAACAACUAUCCCAUUACACUGUCUGAAUGUAGAGAAAUGAUUAAUAGUAAGAAAUGUGGGUUUGGAUCUUUAACAAAAGGUAGUUCUAACACAUGGAGCACCAAUAACAAAAUUGAUGUGGAUUAUCCAAACAGAUUCACCAGCUUUUUCACUCCAAAGAGAUAUUACAAGGAAAAUUGUAUUGUUAUUGAAACAAAAGUUUACUCACAUUUCAAUCAAACAAAACCAACCAAUAUUAUGGCUGAUAUGAACAAUUGUAAAUAUCAAGACGGCUUUUGUGAGAUCAAGAAAAAUGAAAUCAUCACUUGGGAUGUCAACAGAGAGCAAAAAUGUCAAUACAUUUCGAUUGGAAUACUAGACGGAAUGUAUAGCAACAAACUUUGGGUUAACAAUAAAAACCAAAUUGCUCUCAACUUUCAAUCAAACAAAACUAUUCAAGAUUGCAACUCGAACCUAAUGAUUAGUGAUGAAGGCUUUGCUCCCGACGAUGAUAGAAGAAAACGUGAACAAGAGGAGCAAAGAAAGCAGCAAGAAGAUAAUCGAAGACGUGAACAAGAAGACAUUAGAAAACGUGAAGAACAAUCGAGACGUGAUCAAGAAGAUGGUAGAAGACGUGAUCAAGAAAGGCAAAAACAGAAUGAGGCAGAUUUCGAAAAACGGAAACAAGAAAAAUUGAAGAAGGAAGAAGAAGCUGAGAAAAAGAAGCAAGAAAAGAUUAGGAAAGCCCAGGAUGAGGCUGAAAGAAAAUUAAUACAACAACGGCAAGAAGAAGAUUGGACUGUUCAUGAUGAGAAACCAAAAGGUGGAGAUAAUCGCAGCCCCCCAAAAUCAAACAGAACCAAAAGAGAGAUUCCAGACCAUCGAUCAGAAUUUGAAACUCCUAAGGAACCCGCCAUCUUUCAACCAUUACCACUGCCAGACUACGACGAGUACCUAAAAAUAAAACAGGACUGUGAAAAUUUCCCAAGUUAUGAAGCUUUCAAGAAUAGUCGAGAUGGAUGUGAUUCGCUAACAACCUAUACAGAUUUCAUUCACAAAAUUGCCAACUUUGAGAAAGAACAGCAGUUGAAUUCUUCCACAGAUGAAAAAUGGCAGCCACUACCUUUCCCUGGUUACGAAGAAUUUCUGAGUAUCAAAGAAGAUUGUGACAUUCUCCCAAGUCAUGCCGAGUACAAGACUAUCAGAGAGAGUUGCGAUGCAUUCCCAAGUUAUACAGAAUUCAUCAAAAGAAUAUCUAAUUACGAACUGUUUCAAACUGGAAAGCAACGCAUAAAAAGAGAAUUGUACUCCGACUUCCAAGCAGCAGGAGAAUUUCAAUACCUAGAAAACCAAUCCAACAACCUUUUACGACAUACAACUGAAGUAAUGUGUGAUAUUUUCAACGAGCAAAAUGAAGUUCUUGAAAGUCUCAUCAGAGAAAAUCCAAGAAGAUUUAUUCAAAAACAGCUCAACCAUACAGCCGUUAAAGUAAGAUUUAUCGAUACUCAAGAUUCUAAUGGAAUUGUUCAAGUUACAUUCUGCAAAGAAAUUGAUGAAGAAGAGAUUGACUUUUUAGACAUUACUCGUUUCGAUGGACACAAAUUAAGUAUUGCUCUCACACUCGGACAAAUUCCAAUCAAGAUUAAAAGUCUUGGAGAUAAAAUUUGGUAUUACAAGAAUGACAAUUUUGGAGGAGUCAUAUCCAGCAAACCACAACUUCACCCAAUGAUUGAUUUUAGAACCAACAUUACCAACAUGAAAAGCUUCAAAGAAUUUGAUUUGAAAUUCCUAGAUGAUAAAGUGAUUUUCCAUGAACACAUUUUGUUAGACUUGAAGACCAACAUUGAAGAAGAACUGAUCGAAGAAAUGCGAGAAAAAUCUGAUGUCUCUAUUCAAGUACAUGCCAGUAACCAAGAUUCUACUUUACCUCACGAAAUAUUAGACGAUGUCGAAGGAUUCUUUGGAAAAUGGUGGCUUAGAAUUUGGAGAGUUGGUGUAACACUCGGAGUUGCUGUAGUUUAUAUAUUUGUGGGUAGAUCAAUUUGGAUGAUACUUUCACCCAAAACCUUUAUUGAUAGGAGAAAUAAUAACAGAAGAAGAAGAGAAUAUGAGGCUGUAGAAUUAAGAGAAAUGGUACACCGCCCAUCUGUUCAAUCUCUCACUGUUGAUUAA
Messenger RNA from Caenorhabditis briggsae, 2394 nucleotides. The coding region runs from base 1 to 2394 and encodes 797 amino acids. The transcript has 4 exons. Lineage: Eukaryota; Metazoa; Nematoda; Chromadorea; Rhabditida; Rhabditidae. The record is from RefSeq and is a predicted model, not a curated record.